Messenger RNA from Aureobasidium namibiae CBS 147.97, 1452 nucleotides. RefSeq lists its product as uncharacterized. The coding region runs from base 1 to 1452 and encodes 483 amino acids. The record is from RefSeq and is a predicted model, not a curated record. Lineage: Eukaryota; Fungi; Ascomycota; Dothideomycetes; Dothideales; Saccotheciaceae. The transcript has a single exon.
AUGCCCGGCUCACCCGAAAGAGAGCAUCUGCGUCAAUUGACCAACAAACACGCUCUCUUCGAGCUCGACGCCAGAUUGAGCGUAUGGAAAGAUGAAGACCCUUUCAACGAGGAGCAGCGUUUCCCCCCUCCUCCCGACACCUUGCCGCAGACAUCAACCGCCCGUACCAGUGGCUUUGACUGGGGUCGCUAUGCAGUGUCUCUCGAACGCUCUCGUCAACGACGCCUCGCCGACCCACUAGAUACGGCCGAUCCUGUACGACAAUACCAUGCAGCAGCUCUCGAGCAUCAUUCAGGCUUGCGGGACAGCGAUCCAUACUCCCGAGACAACAUGCUCGCACGAGAGCGUAUGGAAGACCAACGAUACAACGCCAUAGCAGAGAACAUACGCCUCACUCACUCUGGACGCCAACGACUGAGAAUGUCUUUGGACAGUGCAUCAGACUCUGAGGACACUCCUAUCAUCAGAGAUCGCUUUGAUAACGAAACACACGAUGCCGAAUUGGAGAGCAUAAGAAACGAGACCGACCCCGAGGAUCGUGUCAGACGGUUGGUAGCCAACUAUGGGAGUCAUAACCUUCCAGAUGCAGUGGACAGCUAUAUAGCCGAUCCACCGUUGCCUGCCCUCGACAAAAGUAAGGAGAGACAAACGAUGGAUGACAUGUCCUUCCUGGACUCGCACGCUCAAGGCGGCAAUGCCACUCUCACGGUCAUAGACCCGCACACACAAAAGGCCACGGUGCUCAAGAACUUGGAUCUCGCCACGAUAGAGUUGGUAGCGCCGAUUCUGUCAUUCAGCUUCGAGGAAUCGAGGGCUGGACCAAAGUACUCGAUACAAGACGUCUCUUUAACAGCUGUGCUGAGCAUGCUACGACACAUCUACACAUGUGAACACUACGUACCUAACGAUUGCCUCCACGACCAGAUGUCUGCCCUGCUACACAUCGAGAUCUUCCACCUCGCAUCAACCUACGAUAUCGCCAGUCUCAAAACGAUGGUCAAAGCGCGUAUAUUCCUCGAACUAGAGCUCUCAACCAGCUACCCAGGCCCGCCAAAAGACCUCUGCAAAGCACUGGCCUACGCAUACGAACACCUUCCCAACGAAAAUGAAAUCACAAAGACACUGGCACACUACUGCAUCACCUGUUUCCUGCAACACCGACUCCAUGAAAGCGAUUUGUUUACUACGUUCCAUUACAAUUGUCGUCCCUUCCAACGCGACCUGUGUCUCAUUCUACGCGAAAACAGCUUCGAGGACGAGUGUGCCCCGUCUCUGAUACAACUUCCUGUCAAAACUCCCCUUGUUCCCACAGGGUGGCAUCAGGUGAUUGACUCCGAUCCGCAGGCCGGCUUCUUGGAAGACGAGUUUGACAAUGAGGUCAAGCGCCGCACCAACAUCUCCAGGCUGGACAAGUUGAGGAUUCACUUCCACAUAACGCUGCCAUUGAGAUAG